GCUUCCCCGGCCCGAUCGACUCUCACCAGCUUAUUCCUGACCGCGAUCUCACUGCGCUCGACCACCACAUCUGCUGCUAGACAUCGCCCGCUAUGAGCUACGCACAACCCCAUGCUCGCUUCUCUGUACUCUCAAACUCCUCGCUGUCGUCUGGCGAGCACCUGUCUCCCGCCGCGUCGUCGUCGCGCUUCUCGUUACCUUCUGCGCCCUCCAUCAACACCACUUCUACCCCAAAGCCGGGUGCACGCCCCAACAUCUAUGACAGACAGCUGAACAAGACAAGGACUGCUGAAGUCUCUUCUGCCGCCUUCGCGUUCUUGUUCUCGGAAGUUGUCCAGUAUACGCAGAAACGCGUCAGCGGAAUCAAUGAUCUCGAGCGCAGAUUGAACACGCUGGGAUACCGGAUUGGCACUAGAGUCCUGGAGCUCAUGUCAUGGCGAACCGAAUCGGCUUCGAAGGCCCCGAAGCGUGAAACACGAUUCCUUCCUGCCCUUAUGUCAAUUCACACGCACGUCUGGCGUGCGGUCUUCGGAAAAGCGGCGGAUGCGAUUGAAAAGAGCGUCGAGAACUCGGACGAAUAUAUGAUCAUCGACAACGACCCACCAAUAACGCGCAAUAUCUCAGUGCCUCGCGACAUGAGCUCUCUCAGCUGCUCGUCCUUCACUGCCGGCAUUGUAGAGGCCGUUCUAGAUGGCCUGGGUUUCUCCGCACGCGUCACUGCACACAACACGCCGAACGACCAAUUCCCCAACCGUACCACGAUCCUGAUAAAGCUCGAGAAGUCCGUCCUCGAGCGUGAGGAAGCGCUCAAGACGUAAUCACUCUCGCUCAGAGUCACGUACACCGAGCAGCGACCGAGCCAUGGAACCUUCUGCCCAAGCUUCCCCGGGUGGCGAUGCGGACCCACCAGGACCACCCUGGUCAAAGUCGGUAGAAUGCGCCAUAACAACGAUCCGGCAGGGCGCGACCCCUCGUCCAUCCCGCGACGUGGUUGGCUGUCAUGUCGUCCGCACAUGUAGCGUUUCCGAGCCGUUUCCUUUCUCACACCUCGGCUGCGGGCUCGGGGGUGCCCAGACCUGGGUUCUUAUGAAGGCGCGAUACACUGAUAUGUUCGGGGUUGCAUGCAUGGUGUCCGAUGGUACUACCGAAUAACUACGAGCAUUAUGCUCACAUCCCCCCUAAUCCCAAUAACCUGCCGAGAGGCCCUGUCC
Trametes versicolor FP-101664 SS1 is the source of this 1211-nucleotide messenger RNA. RefSeq names its product transporter particle subunit trs31. The record is from RefSeq and is a predicted model, not a curated record. The coding region runs from base 93 to 818 and encodes 241 amino acids. Gene Ontology annotation, biological process: endoplasmic reticulum to Golgi vesicle-mediated transport. Gene Ontology annotation, cellular component: TRAPPII protein complex; TRAPPI protein complex; TRAPPIII protein complex. The transcript has 4 exons. Lineage: Eukaryota; Fungi; Basidiomycota; Agaricomycetes; Polyporales; Polyporaceae.